UUUACACACUAGAAUAUUCACGAAUAUAAAGUGCUGUCGACCAUAGGUUAAAUUGGCCUAUCUUCCUCAUAACAGGCACACCUUUGACCUCGCCUCUACGUUCCUCUACCUCUGUCGAAAGUUUUAAAAUGCCCUCGUCCGCUUCACGUCAACUAAAUGUGGGAGCAGCUCCAUACCGGGGGGAUCCCCUACCAAAUGUUCCGGAGGAUCUUGUGAUACCAAAUGUCCUCAAUUUGAAUUUUGAAGAAAGGGAAUGGGUGCCUCAAGCCCCCAACGUCUGGUUCCGCCCCCUUGUCCUCUCGGUUUCUCAGGGUUACUUCGUGAAUCUUCUCCGCGUCCAACAAUCGGGCAUCUUGUCCCGCCAUCGUCACUCCGGCCCCGUUCAUGCGACGACACUGCGCGGCAUGUGGCACUAUCUGGAACAUGACUGGUGGGCUACAGAAGGGAGUCAUGCCUACGAGCCUCCGGGCGAUAUUCAUACGCUUGAGGUGCCAGAUGAUGUGGUGGAAAUGAUCACGCUAUUCCAUGUCACCGGUGCAUACAUCUACGUCGACCCCGAGGGCAAUCCUGUUGGUGUUGAAGAUGUUUUCUCCAAGCUUAAGAAUGCGCGUGCCCAUUAUGAAAGUGUGGGACUCGGAGCCAACUAUGCGGACCAGUUUAUUAGAUAGUUCUUUGGGUUAUCUCUCAUGAGAAGCGCCACAGAGCUCUGAUAUCUCCUAUUCUAUGUAUUAUAACUAAGAUAAUGAGUCUCCAUUUCCAUUGGCACCAAGUUCUACUUGUGCUAGGGCUAGGCACACACCGGAAAAGGUAGAAGACAUCUGUAAUUCAUUGAGGAACAUUCCAGUUCCAGACCCAGCCCUGUGCGCAGAGAAUAUCACUGAGGCAGUUGGAGUCUUCACCAACCAUGUCAUUGCUCAGCAUCGAACGCUCAUCAACCGCAGCGUCCAGUGGCGUCUGGGGGCCUGCUGAAGUGGGCCACGGACCUGAGUUCUGCGAAUUCUGCCACAACACUACAGGAGUCAAUUUUACAAAUCCUGA
Aspergillus alliaceus is the source of this 1038-nucleotide messenger RNA. RefSeq names its product 2,4'-dihydroxyacetophenone dioxygenase family protein. The transcript has a single exon. NCBI's taxonomy places the organism in Eukaryota, Fungi, Ascomycota, Eurotiomycetes, Eurotiales, Aspergillaceae. The record is from RefSeq and is a predicted model, not a curated record. Bases 129 to 668 code for a protein of 179 amino acids.